AGGGAAUAUUUUGUUAAAGACAAAAUGAUAGGAGUGGAGGGAAUAUCUAUGCCAAUGGCUGGCAAUCUCCGUCUUAAUAAACUACUCCAAAUUACCCAGAUGCUUUAUGUGGCCAAAGAAGGAAAAUAUUUAUUUCCGGAAAAAAUGGAAAAUAUCAGAGGCAACAAAGAAAUGCCCCAAAACCCAUCGAUGAUUAAAUAUUACCAAAAUUUUGCUUUACAUGAGGAAGAGUUUUCUUUCCUUCUUCGCUUAUUAAUCAUUACUUCCCAAAAUGAAGAGGAAAUUAAAGAAGAUGAAAAGCAAUUUAUUUCCCAAUAUGAAAUUCGUAAAUUACCUGAUUGUUUAAAAAUUGACCCUUCUUUUGUCAGAAUACACCAGAAAAAUCAGAAUGAGUAUGAUUUUAUUGUAAAGAAGCAUGAAGAUUAUCGUAAUGACAAACUGAAUGCUACUAAAUUACGACCACCUAUUGAAAUUGAAAUUAAAUAA
Messenger RNA from Racocetra persica, 486 nucleotides. NCBI's taxonomy places the organism in Eukaryota, Fungi, Glomeromycota, Glomeromycetes, Diversisporales, Gigasporaceae. The record is from the annotation of a GenBank genome assembly.